CGGGGCUGACACAGGGACCGGCUGGGAGGAGGAGGAGCGGGCGGGGCCGGGGCGGGUCUAACCGCAAAGCCGGAGCAGCAGCGGGAGCUUCAUGGUGAAUCACAGCUCGCCGUGAGGAGAUCUAGCGGUCAGUGUCCGGAGCCGCACACUCGCUGCUGUCCGCGGCUGGAAGGGGGAUGGCCGGUGUCCGGAGACACUGACCGGUGUCCAGAGACACUGACCGGUGUCGGGAGACAAUAGCCAGUGUCCGGGCCGAUGCCUGUCACGGGAGGCAGCGGUCAGUGAGCGGCCGGAAUGGAUGAGACGCUCCGGAUCAUGGAGGACCUGAACCUGCUCUACAUCCGACAGAUGGCCCUCAGUCUGCAGGACUCUGAGUUCCAGGAGAAGAUCGACCGUGAGCUGCGAGUGAGGGAUGGUGCCUGCAGAUUGCUGGCAGCCUGCACGCAGAAGGAGCAGGCACUGGAAGCUGCAAAGAGCCUGCUGGUGUGUAACGCCCGCAUCACCUCCUGCAUGUCGCAGGUCCAGAGGAUGAAGGAACGCCAGGUGAUCCCGCGCCGGGUCAGGCGGUCCUCAGAUGCAGCUCUCCUCGACGAUCGCCUACCAUGCAAGGGGACGGUCAGUGUCUCAGAUCUCCGAAUUCCUUUGAUGUGGAAAGACACGGAUUACUUCCAAAACAAAGGAGAUGGACAUCGCUACGCUGUGUUCGGUCUGAUGCAGGUGGGCUGUGACAUUUACGACACAGAGAUGGUGAUUGUGGAUCACACCGUGACUGACAUCUGUUUUGAAAGUGCUGUGGUGUUGUAA
This is a messenger RNA of Amblyraja radiata (thorny skate), 804 nucleotides long. RefSeq names its product rhotekin-like. Lineage: Eukaryota; Metazoa; Chordata; Chondrichthyes; Rajiformes; Rajidae. Gene Ontology annotation, cellular component: actomyosin contractile ring. The transcript has 5 exons. Bases 295 to 804 code for a protein of 169 amino acids. The record is from RefSeq and is a predicted model, not a curated record. Gene Ontology annotation, biological process: actomyosin contractile ring assembly; signal transduction; septin ring organization.